Messenger RNA from Drosophila guanche, 3253 nucleotides. RefSeq lists its product as uncharacterized. Bases 451 to 2652 code for a protein of 733 amino acids. NCBI's taxonomy places the organism in Eukaryota, Metazoa, Arthropoda, Insecta, Diptera, Drosophilidae. The transcript has 10 exons. The record is from RefSeq and is a predicted model, not a curated record.
GCGAAAACAACAACACAUUACUUUAACUCUGGGCUCCGUUAUUUUUUUGCGAAUUGCUCUUAAUUAUCUGUUUUUAUCGACAACCGAUGUUGCUGCCUUUAGCUUUUCGUUUUCGUCUGAUCUUCACAAUUUCCAAAUCAUUUAGUUCGGGCUUUGCCGAAAUUACAGUACAAAAUCGUGUGUGACGCAAAAGAGUUUCAAAUUUCCAAUGCCAUUGUGUAUGUGUGCGUGUGUAUUUGUGUGCAAAAAUUGAAAUGCCAUUGAGCAGGCACCAGCUUUUUUAAGCAGCUAAUUAGCAUUUACUUGAUCAGUCUUUCGGACUAGGCUACUUUGAGCGGGCAUCUUCCCGUGCAGCUGCUCCUGCUGGUGCCGCCAACUGCUGCUUCGAUUCCAACGCAUUUGCAACGAGAAGGAGCUGCGCUGCAAUCGCUGACAGCGACAGCGACAGCAAUGACAACCACAACCCAGAUGGAGAUCAACACGAACGGGGGAGGCGGAGGCAGGUGUGGCAUAGUGGCAAGCAGCUCCAGCGUCACUCCAGCGCCCAUCUGCAGCAGCGGUCUCCAGAAAAAUGCCGUUGGCGUUGAUUCGCCCAGUAGCAACAGAGUGCUGGAUGUCACCAAGCGCAAGAAACUCAAAUCCCGGAGCAGCGUGGGGGCAGCGUCCACUCCAACCACAACGACAGUUUCCUCGCACACGAUUCGUAGCAGUGGUAGUGGCAGUGCCAGCAAAAGCAAUGUCACGGGCCCAAACUAUUCCAAGGAUCAUCUGGAUGCCUGGCUGGAGAAUUGCCUGCGAGAUGCUACCAAUGCGCAGCUGUCGUCAUCCUCUGAAUUUCUCGACUUUACUCCGUCCACAGCACAGGCUAAUAAGCAAAUCUUUGUGACUCAGUCGUCAGUCCAGCAACAGCAACAACAGCAACUACCACAGCAGCAGCAACAACAGCAACAGCAAUUCCUCAUGCGCUCCCAUUCGCAGCCUUAUAGCAUGGGCACUGGCACGCCCUUCAGCCUGGGGAUUCAACGCCACUCACAGGCCCUCAGCCAUCGAUAUCCGAUGCUCUUUCCGCCCCAAAGCUACCCCAAUGGCUAUGGCAUGGGCAUGGGAUAUUGCGGCGAUGGGGGACAGGAGUUUGCCAGUUUACCGCCGCUGGUCAAUAUGCUGGGAGGGACGGGUGGCGGUGGCACCACCUCAGAGCAUGAGCAGAACUCCACGGAUGUCUUAGACGGAAGCAAUCCAAACUUUAGCAGAGGGUUCCGAUUCAGCGAUCCCUGCCUGCUGAAUCCCUCGGACAACGACUCCAAGCUGAGUGGCCAGAACACUCCCGACUGCCGCAAUGGCAACACCAACACCAACGAUAGCGGCUGCGAUCUGGCGCAGCAGAACAAGUUCUUUGCGGCACUGAUGGAGCAAAUCAAUCUGUUGCACGAUACCAAUUCCAAGAUAUGCCGCAAUUUGCAUGAAACCAAAGUCGAUAUCGAAGCUUUAAAGCACGCUCCUAACGGCCAGGCCUGGGCAGGUGCUGCCACGGGCACUGGCACUGUCACUGGCGCUGGGGGCAUGCGGCACCGUAGAGAUAGCUUGAGCGGAUUAAGCACACAAAGUCAGCCACUGGUGUUUGGCGGUGGAUUCGGUGGGACACACAGUCCGGCGCCCACCUUUCAUUCAGGAGCCUAUACGCCAGGUAUGAUGACCGACGUGGUGCGCGAGGUAAAGGAGGCAGCGCGAGUGCGCGAGGACGCCCUCCUCAGUCGAGUCAAAUCAAUGGUCGAGGAGCGUCAGUGGUCUCUGAACGAGGGAAAUGUACGUAUACUGCGCGACAUUGAUGAUCUGAAGUCGCACGUGAUGCAACUGCGUCUGGAGCGGAAGGAGACACAUAAACGUCUGUCGCAUCUUGAGGCAGAAAACAAGUACCUGCGACAGGCCCUGGCCAGCUGCUACAACCAGCGUCAGGCCUAUCACGACAUCACCUAUGAAAACGAGCGGGCACGUGGUUCACGUAAGCCAUUUCCUAAGGGCGGCGGCGGUGGUGGAGGUGGCGGUGGAGCUGCAGGAGUGGGGCCACGGCGAGCUCAGUCGUUCAAUCUACAUUAUGGAAUAAUGCACCAGACACCGACACAAACUACACAAGCCCUUGAUGAGGAUGACGAGAUCGAGGAAGACAACGAGGCGGUAUCGGUGACUACCACCAAGCGCCUGUCGUGCUCCAGCAGCGAGUCCCGCAGUAAUGGGCUGCCCACACCCACUGUCCAGCACUCGCAGUCCUCAUCACUGGCACAGCAGCAGCAGCAGGAAGCAGCGCAAAGCCCACCCACGUUUGCAUUGAUUGCGGAACAUUUGGAUCGGGAUCCCGCACUGCCGCCGCCACUGUUGCCGCGCAAAAAGGAGCAUACCCAGCUCAAGCGCGAACUCGGAGAAGCAGCCGCCGCACGUAAGGAGGCCAAUCAACGUAUCAUAGCACUUGAAAAGUUGGUUAAAGACCUAAGUGUCCAGGUCAAGGGCAGCCAAUCGAAUUGGAAUCCGACCAGGUCUAGUGAACCCGCACUGGCAGCCUCACCUGCUGCGGAAGCGGCAGCGUCACCGACAACGAAAGCACAGGCAACAGCGGCACCGAAAUUCAGCGUGGCCGACGGACCGAUUACGGACUUAUAGUUUUAGCUAAGAGCCCCCGACUGCAAGGCAGCGGCUCACCGGCCCCAGCGGGCAGUGCGAGUCAGCCACUUAUAGCACCCAGAUCUACGGGGCGGCCAAAAUCAGAAAGUGCACACCUUUCGUUUCAAAAUUAUGUAUAAAUCAUUAACCUUUGCAUAGUCCAACUUCAUACCUACACUAUAAAUAUGACGAGGAUACUUUUAACAUGCCAAAACUAAAUACAAAUACACUUCAUACAUAUCAUAAGAUAAAACCCGAGCCCUCACCAUCGCACUCGCUCGCCUUUGUUGACUCAUUUCACAUACGAGGCAAGCCGCACAAGGCCAUGUAGUUUGUCCAUCCAACAUAACCAACGCAAAUUGUUACUAACUCUAGGCUAUCCGACCUAACUGAGAAACCAUGUACCUAUUAUAAAGAAAAAGCAAAAAUCAAAAGCUAAAAUACAUACUUACAUAGCAAUAUAGCUAUAUGAGCGAACGAACACAAUGUUAUUCGCGGAGCGGAUAUUUAUUCCAGUUUAUAGCCGUAAGGAAGUAGUGCCUAAGAUUUUGUACUAGCUGAACCCAUUUAUAUUUGUUAAGUGCCAUUUAAUAAAACGGAA